AGCUCACGCCAUCGUAUCGUCUAGAACGUGUCAAAAGAAGACGUUGUUCCUCUGCACAUGUGGUGGCUUGUUAGCAUCAUCGUCAUGCGUAGUCGACCUUGUUGCAUGCCUCACGACAUCGUCGUCUAUUUCCACUUGUAAUCGUCCCGAGGCCACCCCCUCUCCAUUGAUUUUGCCCCUCACCCCCAGCAGCAAGCAGCGAGAGGAGCGGCAAAGUUUCUGCAACAAUGGACGCCAAACCUGCAGCACGCCGACCAUGGAGUCUGCGCCGAAAACUCCUUCUCAUCGUCCUUCCCCUCGUCAUCAUCGUUCUAGCCCUAGCGCUAGGUCUUGGUCUGGGUCUGACGCUCGGAGGAAGCGGAGACGACAAUAGCUCCUCUCCUCCUACCUCCACGCUAACCCCGCUUCCAUCUCCGAACUCGACAGUUCCCUGGACACCCGCCGUAUCGUCAACAUGGCAAAUCAUCCUCAACCAUCCGCCUGUGCUGGACAAGGACGCUUCAAACACCACGCCUGAUGUAUCCAUCUUCGAUAUUGAUCUCUUCGAUACCCCAAAGGAAACUAUCCAGCAGCUGCACGCACUGGGCAAGAAAGUGAUAUGUUAUUUCAGCGCGGGGAGCUACGAAAACUGGCGACCUGAUGCAAGCGAGUUCAAGCCAGAGGAUCUCGGACACAAUCUCGAUGGCUGGCCCGGCGAAAAAUGGUUGAAGCUCAGCAGCGAUAAUGUGCGACGCAUCAUGAAGGAGAGGAUGAAAAUGGCCGUCGAAAAGGGAUGUGACGGUGUCGAUCCCGAUAACGUGGACGCAUAUCAAAACGAUAACGGUCUCGGGCUGACGUCGAAUGACUCCAUCAACUACAUGGAGUACCUCUCGUCGAUCACUGCGCCCCUGAAGCUUGCCCUCGGUCUCAAAAACGCCGGUGACAUCAUUCCAGCUGUGCUACCCCUGGUCCACUUCUCGGUCAAUGAGCAGUGUGUCAAGUACUCCGAAUGCGCUACCUUUGCGCCUUUCAUCGCUGCUGGCAAGCCUGUGUUUCACAUCGAGUAUCCAGACGGUGCUGGGGCGGAGCAAGGGCUGAAGGAGGAUGUAGUGGGAGAAUUCUGUGCAACGAAUGGGAAAGGCGAUGGGAGCCAAGGCUUCAGCACCUUGUUGAAGAAGAUGGAAUUAGAUGGUUGGGUGGAGUACUGUGACAAGGUCGUAGAGACUACGGAUGUAAACGAGAAUCUUGGUGGAGGCAAAGGCAAUGGAGGAGACCGAAAGCGAUAAAAGAAAAGAAAAUCAAUUUUCAUGUGGGAAUUCACUCAUCUCG
This is a messenger RNA of Pyrenophora tritici-repentis Pt-1C-BFP, 1308 nucleotides long. RefSeq names its product DUF297 domain containing protein. The record is from RefSeq and is a predicted model, not a curated record. NCBI's taxonomy places the organism in Eukaryota, Fungi, Ascomycota, Dothideomycetes, Pleosporales, Pleosporaceae.